This is a messenger RNA of Vicia villosa (hairy vetch), 2011 nucleotides long. Its product is annotated as zinc finger protein 4-like. NCBI's taxonomy places the organism in Eukaryota, Viridiplantae, Streptophyta, Magnoliopsida, Fabales, Fabaceae. The record is from RefSeq and is a predicted model, not a curated record. The transcript has a single exon. The coding region runs from base 527 to 1111 and encodes 194 amino acids.
UAAUUCAUAUUCCAAUAACCAAAGUGGAUAAACAUCAAGACUCCAUCUUGAAAACACAUCCUACUCAAAAAGUAUAUAGUAGAUAAAGAUUUGUGAAAUUGGGUAAGCAUAUAUUGGCAGGCAGUUCAAAUAAACUGUGAUUCGAUUUCGAUUUUGACAGUAGAUGGAAAGAUUUAGCAUUGUCAACCAUAUAUUUAGAUGGCUAUUCCUAAGUUAGCCAAGAAAGGUUGGGAAUUCGUAAGGAGAAAAGAGGAAAAAGGAUAAAAGAUUGUAGUGGGGAAUCAUGAGCUUGAAAGGGGGUUUAACAGUGAAGAUGACAUAAGCAUCGUUCCCUACAGAACCAAGCAUCACUGGGUGGGGUUACUGAUUGGGAUGACAUAAAAUAAAUAACAUCCCAUCUAACUUCCAUUACACUCUGAUACAUUUGUCUGUUAGUUUUUUCUUAUUUGGAACUAACCUUAAAAGGGAUUCUAAUAAGCAUUUUCUUAUCUACUCAACUUACCUUGAACACGAGAACGCAUCCAGGAUGAUCGAGGGAGAUGAAACAACUCUUGCAGCAACAGCCAAGGAACAACCAGGUGAAGUGAUGAACAGAGAUAAGAACAGCGAUGAUGGAAGUGAACAUGACGACAACCCCAAAGAGUGGUUAAACUUGAGCUUAGGAGGCAGUUCACUCCUGACAGCUGAAGACCCUGAUUCACAAUCAAGACCGGCCAAAGUUUUCUCGUGCAACUUUUGCAUGAGAAAGUUUUUUAGUUCACAAGCAUUAGGAGGUCAUCAGAAUGCUCACAAAAGGGAAAGAGGUGCAGCCAGAAGAUAUCAAUCUCAGAGUCAGAGGACGAUGGCACUAAUGAGCAUGUCCAUGAAUAAUCCAAUGUUUCGAUCACUUGGUGUCCAGGCUCAUUCACUAGUGCAUAAGCCAUGUAAAGGAGGAACUAUGGUGGUUCCAAGCUUUCAAGAAACAUAUGCAGCAGGGCUCGGAAUGGCAUGUGCACCUUUCACGUCUGAAUAUCAUGCAGACCAGGUGUGGCCAGGUAGCUUUCGUAUGGUUUCACAACAGCCCCAGCCACCACAGGAAUCACUCAAGCUUGAUUUAGACCUCAGACUCUGAUAAUUUGUUGGCUCCCCUUGACGUCUUAUCCUCCUUUUCAGCCUGACGAGCUUUUUCAUUGAUCGAAGCAGGACAAAUACUCAUCAAAAUAUAAGCAUGACACUUACUCAGGUAGGAGACCCUUGAUCUGGAAGAGUCAAAUAACUUACCAAAUGGUACUGCAUAGUUAUGAUAGGAGAUUUAGUGAUUUAUAGUUUCUACUGUAUGUAAAUGACUACAUGUUAAGCGCAAUAAAAACCAAAUUAUAACACCCUAGCUAUCUAUAGUAGUUACUUAAUGCCUGAAGUAGUUCCUGAUGUGCAGUGCUCACUUUACAUAUGUUACAUUGUUACUAACCUAGGAAAUGUGAGACUUUAGCUACCUGGCCUUAAAAGCUGACUUCCAAACAAUGUCUUAGACUCUUAGUUAACAUAAACAUAAUGUUUAAAAUUUUGCCUGCAAGGACUAGUGCAAGCACUUUACCAUUUGGGAUUUGGGUUCACAACAAUCAAUAGUUCCUAUAAUCAACCGAUCGAUAGAGGUUGGAUUUGACAAAUUGACAGCUCAAAAUCUCAACCACCCAAUCUUCAUAGCUCAACCUCAAACAUCCAAAUCUAUUAUCCAGCAUUUGAAUGUUUGGUGUUUUCAAGAAGGGAUGCUUCCAUAUAGGUAGAGAGCUUCAAAUCUAAAAUCAGCAAACUAAGAUGUAUUUCAAUUUCAAUAGAUAAACACAGUUGAAACUUUGAAGCCUCGUGAGUGGAUGCUUACUAACACCCGUCAGUAGACAGGAAAAGAAAUAUAUUUGUUUCAGUACUUCAAAGUCAGUAUGUUAUUCCUAUUCAAAAUUUAUGGGGCUUUCUCUAUAAUUAUAACUAUGUUGAAAGUGAGUCAAGUGAGCAAUGUCAAAUAUGAAUGGACACA